Theobroma cacao (cacao) is the source of this 1542-nucleotide messenger RNA. It is a transcript of the gene DRB4, whose product is annotated as double-stranded-RNA-binding protein 4. NCBI's taxonomy places the organism in Eukaryota, Viridiplantae, Streptophyta, Magnoliopsida, Malvales, Malvaceae. The record is from RefSeq and is a predicted model, not a curated record. Gene Ontology annotation, molecular function: double-stranded RNA binding.
CCUAGUUGUUUUGUCAGUGGAGGGAGAGCGAACAGCGGGGAGGAGAAGAAAAAUGUACAAGUCGAAAUUGCAAGAGCUAUGCCAGAAGAAAGCAUGGGACUUACCAGAGUACGACACCACAAAGCAAGGGCAAGAUCACAAUCCUCGCUUCGAAGCUGCCGUGGUGGUCAACGGCAUGUCGUUUCAGUCUCAGAAUCCGGUCAGGUCUGCCAAAGAAGCCCAAAACGACGCCGCUCGUGUCGCUUUCCUUCAUUUCACUUCUCCCCCUAUUCCUAAUCCUGGUUCUUCUAAUGUAACUGCUAAUUUUGAUAGUAAUAUUGAAAACAGAAGGACAGUGCAACCGGGAAGACAAGAAACAAAUCGACUUUCUCAGGUCAAUGAAACAGGCUCCGUUUGUAAAGAUAAUCACAGAGUUAAAGAUAUCCAACACCUGUACAAGAACCAACUGCAAGUUUUUGCUCGAAAGAGAAACGUUGAUCUACCAGUAUAUUCUUGUGAGUGUGAGGGUCCUCCUCAUGCAAGCCGCUUCAGGUGCAAGGUCACUUUCAAUGAACAAACUUAUGAGAGUUUGGAGUUCUUUCCAACAAUAAAGGAAGCUGAACAUGCAGCUGCAAAAAUUACUUUAUCGUCUUUGUCGCCAGAUGCUUUUCAAGAGGAAGACUUUAGCUUCUACAAGAACCUUUUGCAAGAAUUAACUCAGAAGGAAGGUUGUCCUCUACCAGUUUACACAACAACUAGAUCUGGUGAAGCCCAUGCAUCGACAUUUGUUUCCAUUGUGGAGGUAAAAGGAAAUGUUUUCACAGGACAGGAAGCAAAAACCAAGAAGCAUGCAGAGGUUUUGGCAGCAAAAGUAGCUUACAUGAAAUUAAAAGAGCGCAAGUCAAAUAGAGGCUCUAUGGUUAUUAAUCCUGCCUACCAAGAACGACAGGUGCCUGUGCUCUCACUUUCUCACUCACGUUCAAAUGUCAAUGCUGAUACCCAACAGAAUUUUGGACCCAAAGCCUGCACAUUAUUCAAUCCUAGUUCAACUACAGGGGAGGAUCAGCAUGAUGAUAUAGUUUAUGGAACAUUUCGCAAUCAUCUUCUCUCUAUUCCAUUCCCACAACCAGAAAUGACUACAGAUUGGCAAAGUAGCUCAUCCACAUCUAGUCUGUAUGAUCCUCUUCUUCCGGAAUAUGACCUUUCUAUGUCUAAUUUGCCGUCUAAUCACUCAGCUACUACCAAUUCAGUUACAAAUUCAAUCACAAUGGAGCCUGUUGCAAUGAGUACUGUACCCUGCAACAAGGUCAUAGUUCAUCCCCGUGUCCCAAACUUGAACUUUCCUGCUGGUAGCACUGUGCUGCCCAUGAGUGAUGAGAAUUGGGUUGCCUUUAAGUUAGAAUCUCAACCAAACCAGUGACUUCUAUGAACCAAAUAUUUUAUUGCAAAUGCCACGUUUUACCAUGCUUAGAAUUGCGAGACCCCAGGUGAAAUUUCAUGUUUAUGCAACUGCUUUCUGCAAACAAAAACUGAUGAAUAGAACAUAUGUAACUCGUUACAUCA